AUGACUUAACAUUUAUGCAAAACUCCAUAAGUUAAUAUUAUAGGCAAAAUAAAAGGAGCAUACAAUUUUGAGUAUUAAACUGCAUAUGUUAAAUACAGUUUCAAAGUUGGAGAAAAUUGGACAUUAGUUUCUGGAAUACAUGAAGGAGAUACAUUUUAAUCAACAUCAUCUCAUAAUAAAUAUAUUCCAUUAGAUCAUCCUUUUGAUUUAAACUAUGCAAGCAAAUCAUUAAGAGGAUGGCCUAAACUAUUUAUAGAAGUAUGGUUAAUUGAUAGUUAUGGAAGAAAUAGUUUAGGAGGAUACGGAAUUAUAGGUUUACCUAUGGCUUCUGGAUUUUAUAAAUUAGAUAUUCCAUGUUGGCGUCCAAAAUCGACUUUUUCUGAUUAUAUUAUAGGCGCACAUCCAGAACUUAUACAUAGAGAUAUACUUAUUGCGAGUGACUCUAGGUUCAAUUUUAAAACAGAAAGUACAGGAAAUAUAUAAGUGGAAAUAGAUAUUUUAAAUAAAGAUUUUGGAUUACAUGGAGUUUAAUUAUAAGAUAAAGAAAUUGAUGAUAUGGAAUGA
Messenger RNA from Ichthyophthirius multifiliis, 564 nucleotides. RefSeq lists its product as hypothetical. The record is from RefSeq and is a predicted model, not a curated record. The transcript has a single exon. Gene Ontology annotation, biological process: cilium assembly. Gene Ontology annotation, cellular component: MKS complex. Lineage: Eukaryota; Ciliophora; Oligohymenophorea; Hymenostomatida.